Gorilla gorilla gorilla (western lowland gorilla) is the source of this 2753-nucleotide messenger RNA. It is a transcript of the gene DDX27, whose product is annotated as DEAD-box helicase 27. Gene Ontology annotation, cellular component: cytosol. The transcript has 22 exons. NCBI's taxonomy places the organism in Eukaryota, Metazoa, Chordata, Mammalia, Primates, Hominidae. The record is from RefSeq and is a predicted model, not a curated record. Bases 30 to 2510 code for a protein of 826 amino acids. Gene Ontology annotation, molecular function: ATP binding; RNA helicase activity; nucleic acid binding.
CGGCAGGGGCUCUGGAACGGAAGUGACGCAUGGUACUUGCGCAAAGACGACGAGGAGGCUGCGAAAAGUUAAGGGCCGGACCGCACGCUGUGCUCGCUUCCGGAAGUGGCUUCUGCGACAACAUGCUUGCGGACCUCGGCUUAAUCGGGACCAUAGGCGAGGAUGACGAGGUGCCGGUGGAGCCCGAGUCUGACUCCGGGGACGAGGAAGAGGAGGGGCCCAUUGUGCUGGGCAGACGACAAAAAGCCUUGGGGAAGAACCGCAGUGCUGAUUUCAACCCUGAUUUCGUUUUCACUGAGAAGGAGGGGGCGUACGAUGGCAGCUGGGCCCUGGCUGAUGUCAUGAGCCAACUCAAGAAGAAGAGGGCAGCCACUACAUUAGAUGAGAAGAUUGAGAAAGUUCGAAAGAAAAGGAAAACAGAGGAUAAAGAAGCCAGGUCUGGGAAGUUGGAGGAGAAAGAAGCAAAGGAAGGCUCUGAACCAAAGGAGCAGGAAGACCUUCAAGAGAGUGAUGAGGAAGGCUCAGAAGAUGAAGCCUCGGAGACCGACUACUCAUCAGCUGAUGAGAACAUCCUCACCAAAGCAGAUACACUCAAAGUAAAGGAUCGGAAGAAGAAGAAGAAGAAAGGACAGGAAGCAGGAGGAUUUUUUGAAGACGCAUCUCAGUAUGAUGAAAACCUCUUGUUCCAGGACAUGAACCUUUCCCGCCCUCUUCUGAAGGCCAUUACAGCCAUGGGCUUCAAGCAGCCCACCCCGAUCCAGAAGGCGUGCAUACCUGUGGGUCUACUGGGGAAGGACAUCUGUGCCUGUGCAGCCACUGGGACAGGUAAAACUGCCGCCUUUGCUCUGCCUGUUUUGGAGCGUCUGAUUUACAAACCCCGCCAGGCUCCAGUCACCCGCGUGCUGGUGCUAGUGCCCACCCGAGAGCUGGGAAUCCAGGUGCACUCUGUCACCAGACAGCUGGCCCAGUUCUGCAACAUCACCACCUGCCUGGCUGUGGGCGGCUUGGAUGUGAAGUCUCAGGAAGCAGCUCUUCGGGCAGCGCCUGACAUCCUCAUCGCCACCCCAGGCCGGCUCAUCGAUCACCUCCACAACUGCCCUUCCUUCCACCUGAGCAGCAUCGAGGUGCUCAUCCUGGACGAGGCUGACAGCCCGCCUGUCGGCACAGCCUGUCCACACGCCCCCACUUUGUGGCUUCUGCAUUUGCCAUUUCCUCAGCCUGGAGCCAUCUCCUGCCCCUUCAGGAUGCUGGAUGAGUACUUUGAGGAGCAGAUGAAGGAGAUCAUCCGAAUGUGUUCCCACCACCGCCAGACCAUGCUCUUCUCGGCCACCAUGACAGACGAGGUGAAAGAUCUGGCUUCUGUCUCCUUGAAGAAUCCUGUCCGGAUAUUUGUGAACAGCAACACAGAUGUGGCUCCCUUCCUGCGGCAGGAGUUCAUCCGGAUCCGGCCUAAUCGUGAAGGAGACCGGGAAGCCAUUGUGGCAGCUUUGUUGACGAGGACCUUCACUGACCAUGUGAUGCUGUUCACGCAAACCAAGAAGCAGGCCCACCGCAUGCACAUCCUCCUGGGGCUCAUGGGGCUGCAGGUGGGCGAGCUCCAUGGCAACUUGUCACAGACGCAGCGGCUGGAGGCCCUCCGGCGUUUUAAGGAUGAACAGAUUGACAUCCUCGUGGCCACUGAUGUGGCAGCCCGUGGACUUGACAUUGAGGGGGUCAAAACGGUAAUCAACUUCACAAUGCCUAAUACCAUCAAACAUUAUGUCCACCGGGUGGGGCGAACAGCACGUGCUGGCAAGGCUGGGCGCUCAGUCUCUCUGGUGGGAGAAGAUGAGCGGAAGAUGCUGAAGGAGAUUGUAAAAGCUGCCAAGGCCCCUGUGAAGGCCAGGAUACUUCCCCAAGAUGUCAUCCUCAAAUUCCGGGACAAGAUUGAGAAAAUGGAGAAAGAUGUGUAUGCAGUUCUGCAGCUAGAGGCGGAGGAAAAAGAGAUGCAGCAGUCAGAAGCCCAGAUCAAUACAGCAAAGCGGCUCCUGGAGAAGGGAAAGGAGGCAGUGGUCCAAGAGCCCGAGAGGAGCUGGUUCCAGACCAAAGAAGAGAGGAAGAAGGAGAAAAUUGCCAAAGCUCUGCAGGAAUUUGACUUGGCCUUAAGAGGAAAGAAGAAAAGGAAGAAGUUUAUGAAGGAUGCCAAAAAAAAGGGGGAGAUGACAGCAGAGGAAAGGUCCCAGUUUGAAAUCCUCAAGGCGCAGAUGUUUGCUGAACGGCUAGCGAAGAGGAAUCGCAGAGCCAAGCGGGCCCGAGCAAUGCCUGAGGAGGAGCCAGUGAGAGGUCCUGCCAAGAAGCAAAAGCAGGGGAAGAAAUCUGUAUUUGAUGAAGAACUCACCAACACAAGCAAGAAGGCCCUGAAACAGUAUCGAGCUGGCCCUUCCUUUGAAGAAAGGAAACAGUUGGGCUUGCCCCACCAGAGACGAGGAGGAAACUUUAAAUCUAAAUCCAGAUACAAGAGGAGGAAGUAGCUGUUGUGGCCUGAAGAAAUUCAUGGGGGCAGCCCUUAAAUCCCUUCCCUGUGGGAAGUCAUCCUGGCUGGUCUGUCUUUUCUCCAUUUGUUUAAAAAAACAAAAAACAAAAAAAAAAAACUUUGGUGUGGUGGUAUGGUACGUAGCUAUUUUCCUAAGCAUGUCUGUCAAUCUCCCUUCUUGCUCAUUAGCUUUCAUAUGACUAUAUUAAAUGGAAGUAUUUUUGGGAGAAAGAGAAACCAA